Messenger RNA from Chenopodium quinoa (quinoa), 2625 nucleotides. RefSeq names its product transcription termination factor MTERF15, mitochondrial. Gene Ontology annotation, biological process: regulation of DNA-templated transcription. Bases 390 to 1757 code for a protein of 455 amino acids. The transcript has a single exon. The record is from RefSeq and is a predicted model, not a curated record. Gene Ontology annotation, molecular function: double-stranded DNA binding. Lineage: Eukaryota; Viridiplantae; Streptophyta; Magnoliopsida; Caryophyllales; Amaranthaceae.
GUUUAAUCUUCGUCAUCUAGGCCCUGUUCUUUAGAGCUGCUCUGCUCUGUCCUACCCUGCUCUGCAAUGUGUGAAAGUCUAGCCAUGUUCUGUCAUACUUUGCUCUGUCUUGCUUUGUGCUAAGCUAAAAAGAACAGGGCUAAGCCUAAGAUCUGUGAAACAUACUUAAACAAUGUGUAGUGUAGUACUUGUUGCAAUAUUAAGUUAGGGGAACAAAAGAAGUACUCAAGAUUUCGUUUUUUCAUGCACUAGUACAGUAGUACACUAGUACUUGCUAAAAAUUCGAUUUUUACAUGUUUUGUGUUUAAUUAAAGUUUUAAACUUCCACUUAAUAAAAAAAAAAAAAGUUUUAAACUUCCACUAGCAAUUCAAAGGCUUCUGCUGCUCUAAUGAGGAACCAUUUGCGAAAGUUGAAUUCCCUCUUUCUACCUCAAAUUUCCAUCCCAAAAUUUCCCAAAUUUGUACCCUUUUCCAACAUUCCAAAUUCACAAAAAAGUUUCAAUCUUUCAAACUCCCUCCCACAAACCCAGUACAGAAAACAGAUUUCACUUGCCAAUCUUUUGCAGAGGUAUGGUUUCCCCUCUUCUGAUCUUCACUCUUUUCUUACCAAGAACAAAUUUUUAUUGACUUCUAAUGUAUCAGAAAUUGAGCAAUCUCUUGGAAUUUUAUUAUUGUCAUUCAAAUUGCAGCAAAAUUUGAUUGUUUCAUUAGUUAAUGGGUGCCCUAGCGUUCUUGAUUUGGGGUUUUUGAAGAAAUGGGAAAUGGGUAUUGAAUCAUUGGGGCAAUUUGCUACUUCUCCUAGGGUAAUUCGAAGCAUUCUCGAGAUUUCGAGGCGGUUUCGGAUUGACCCAGAUAGGUUUUCUAGUUGUGUGCAGAUUUUGAAGGGUUUAGGGUUUAGUGAUGGUACCAUAAUUAGGGUUUUAGAGGGUUUUCCUGAGGUUGUUAUGAUUAAUGAGGGUGAACUUUGGAAGAGGAUAGACUUUUGGAUUAUGAUUGGUUUUGAAAAAAGUGACAUUGAUAGGAUUUAUCAUUCUUUUCCAGGAGUUUUAGGGUUUCGGAUAGAGAAUAGGUUGAAACCACUAAUGAAUGAGUUCUUGGACAUGGGGUUUGGAAGGCGUUGUGUUAAAGAAGAGAUCAUUAAAGAACCAAGAAUUCUAAGUUUGGAGCUUGGGGAGUUGCGGCGGUGUUUGGAGUUGCUUCGGAAGUUGAGGUGUAGAGAAUCUAUUAAAGAGAAGAUAUUCAGUGAGGGGGAGAUCAAAGCCGGAUUUGCUGUAAAAAUGAGAAUUGAUUGCUUGUGUAGAUAUGGGUUGAUCCGAAGAGAUGCUCUGAACAUAUUAAAAAGAGAGCCAAGGUCAAUAAUAUAUGACAUUGAGGACAUUGAAAGUAAAAUUGAGUUUCUUUUGGAUAGGAUGAAAUUUGAUGUUGAAUGUUUGAUGGAGGUCCCCGAGUAUUUGGGGGUGAAUUUCGAUAAACAGAUUGUUCCUCGGCACAAUGUGAUUGAGUAUUUGAGAUCAAUAGGUGGGCUUGGUUUUGAGUUAGGAUUGAGGGAUAUUAUAAAGCCUACUAGGGUUAGGUUCUACAACCUUUAUGUAAAGCCAUAUCCUGAAUGUGAAAAGAUGUAUGGCAGGUUUUCUGAAUAUGUUGAACAGAAGAGCCGGCAUCCUGUUGGACUGUGGCAACAAUUCAAGCCUCCAAAAUGCCCAGAAUUGAAGCAAGAUUUGAAGAAUGUGAAAUCAUUCAUGAAACUACUGGUUUGACGUAGAAGCCUUGAUUUGUUUCAUGAUCACAUUAUGAUCUCCUGGGUCUAAGCCAAAGGUAAUUAGGUUCUGAUACUUCCAUAAGGCCUUGGAAUGUAUGGUUUUUGGCCAGAGAAAGAGAGCAUUAUGCAGAUAACUUGAGUAAUAUACAAUGAGAUUGGUGCUGCAUUCGUGGAUAUCAAUGAAGAGUUCCAAUUUCUGGUUUGCCGUUUAAGGUCAGAGCAGUUGAUCCUGCGGCACUAUUGUUGCUGUCUGGCCUGAAUCUAUGCAGCUGGUGUCUCUUUGUUAGAGACUGAGCCUGAAAUAAGAAAUGAUUGAGCAUCUUCAGCAUAUCAGCAUAUGUUUGCAUAAAUCAAAGCCAAUAAGACAUGAAAAACAUGGAUGUCAUUUGCUGAAUUUUUUGGUUCAAAAGAAAGUCUGAAAAGUCUCAUCUGUCUCAUAUAAGAUGUUGCGUGUAUGUUGCUAAGUCUGAGGGGAAGAAUUUAUUUGCUAAUAAAUAGAGCGAUGACUGAACGCAGAGUAAGGAAUUAAGGAUGGUAUAACAUUCACUUAAAAAUUCAUGAAGCAUAUGGAUCCGAAUACAUGAAGGACAUGGAUCUGGAUUUGCUAUUGGGUGAUAUUUUUCAACUGAUAGCUAUUGCAACUGCUAUUGCUGUCCGACUCCAACCUCUAGUCUGCAAUGUUGAUCUCUCCUUGUUACUUGAGCAUAACAUGUAAAAAGAUCAAAUAACUGGAAAAUUAGUUUGGUAUAGUUGCUUUAUUCUUUGCUAUUGGCCUACUUUUUUACUUUCACUAAUAACAAUCAGUAGCCAAUUUAUGUGUCAAUUUAUAGUGUAUACAUUAAUCCAUUUUCCAUCUCUUUUCAUAA